AUGCUUCUGAGCCAAACUAGACUAAUGCCCAAGCUGGUAUAUCCCACUGGAGAGGAUGUCCCCGAAGGAAGUAUUGCAGAAGGCAACCCCGAAGGAAGUAUUGCAGAAGGCAGCCCCGAAGGAAGUAUUGCAGAAGGCAGCCCCGAAGGAAAUAUUGCAGAAGGCAGCCCCGAAGGAAGUAUUGCAGAAGGCAGCCCCGAAGGAAGUAUUGAAGAAGGCAGCCCCGAAGGAAGUAUUGCAGAAGGCAGCCCCGAAGGAAGUAUUGCAAAAGGCAACCCCGAAGGAAGUAUUGCAGAAGGCAACCCCGAAGGAAGUAUUGCAGAAGGCAACCACGAAGGAAGUAUUGCAAAGACAGCUCCGAAGGAAGUAUUGCAAAGACAGCUCCGAAGGAAGUAUUGCAGAAGGCAACCACGAAGGAAGUAUUGCAAAGACAGCUCCAAAGGAAGUAUUGCAGAAGGCAGCCCCGAAGGAAGUAUUGCAGAAGGCAGCCCCGAAGGAAGUAUUGCAGAAGGCAACCCCGAAGGAAGUAUUGCAGAAGGCAACCACGAAGGAAGUAUUGCAAAAGACAGCCCCGUGUGA
Molecule: messenger RNA, 579 nt
Organism: Homarus americanus (American lobster)
Lineage: Eukaryota; Metazoa; Arthropoda; Malacostraca; Decapoda; Nephropidae
Product: acidic proline-rich protein PRP33-like
Exons: 2
Coding region: 1-579 (192 amino acids)
Source: RefSeq, a predicted model, not a curated record